This is a messenger RNA of Papaver somniferum (opium poppy), 1005 nucleotides long. RefSeq names its product F-box protein At2g16450-like. The transcript has a single exon. NCBI's taxonomy places the organism in Eukaryota, Viridiplantae, Streptophyta, Magnoliopsida, Ranunculales, Papaveraceae. The record is from RefSeq and is a predicted model, not a curated record. The coding region runs from base 1 to 1005 and encodes 334 amino acids.
AUGCACAUAAAUUGCCACACUCAUUAUGUUGAUCCUGGUAAGUUGAGUUUUAUCGGGUUUGCCGAUAAUCAGCUUUAUUAUUUCGAAUAUAUUGAGAAUCAUGAGACACCCCUUGGUAGAAUCCGAGAAAUCACUCUAAAAUCUCCAUUUAAGUGCCACAAUUUGGUUGGUUCGUUUAAUGGCUUGUUAUGUCUUAAGGGUCCAAAACAGAGAUUUUGUAUUUGCAAUCCCAUUACAAAAGAGUAUGUAAUUCUUCCCGAACCUGUGAGAAAGUAUGAUUAUAAUAAGUAUAGGUGGACCGGAUUUGGUUACCUUCCUUCAAUCGGUGAGUACAAAGUUGUUCUAGUGUGUUACGAAGAACGCCAUUUUGUAUAUGUCAUGGUGUACACUCUCGCCAGCGGAAAUGGUUGGAGGAACAUUGGAAAAUUCAAUCUUGAAUUUGACCAUGGUUGUUACGAACCUGGUAUCUUUGUGGAUGGAGCUCUUCAUUGGAAGGACAGAGAUAGGAAGAUGAUUAUAGUCUUUGACAUGGCUGAUGAAAAGUUCCGUGAAUCUCUUUCACUACCAGUAGACAAGCGCAAUUAUCAUAACUUAGGAGUUUUUGAUGGAUUAUUAUAUUAUGUUGUUGUGUUUUUUGAUUCAGUCGUUAACCACUGGUGUUCUGAUAUAUGGAUGCAUAAAAAAAAGAAUACCAACUAUGACAGGAAAGAGCAAACCACAUUGGAUUGGAGUAAAGAGUUUACUGUUGCCACCUCAGAUAGUACACCAUUAGCGGUUACAAAGACUGGUGGUAUCUUAGGUUGCGCAUCUUAUUGUCCUUGGUAUCUCCAUAUUUAUGACCCAAAAGCUUCCGCCUCAAUAAGGCGGGUUGAUUUUCAAGUACGCUUUUGUCAAGUAAUCCCUUACAAGAACACGUUAGUUUCAUUGAAAGAACUAGAAGAAGAAGGUACAAUAAUAAUGCAGUUGGUUAAGAAGCGAAAAAGGCGUGCAAACAGCUGGUCAUAA